AAGAGAGAGGGAGAUGAGGAAGAGAAAGAAGAGAGAUACAUAAUAAAAUACCAGUGAGCUGGGUUAGAGAGAAGAGAUAAAAUAGUGAGAGUUAUCUUUGUACUCUUAUUAUUUCACAUAAUGAAAGAAAGUACUACUGCUGCCCUGAGGACGUAGGCACACUUGCCGAACCUCGUAAAUAUUGUGUCUUAUUUACUUUAUAUUCCACUACAUACAUAUCGUCGAUUUACAACAUAUAUAUAUAUAUAUUUUAUGUCUCUCCACUUAUUUUAUGAAAAAUACUAGAUCGAACACUGGUUACUUUAAAAAUUUCUCAAAGUUUUUAUGUUUGAAUCGGCACGGACACGUGGUCCAAUCACCGUGACACUGAAAUGUAAGUGCAUCCUUUAGCCAUCUUUAUAUGCAGUUGUAGAGUGGUAGUUUAUACCCAACAGAUGAAAUGGCAGGAUCCAGCGGAGAACAGAAGGCGCAUUUUGUUCUAGUACACGGCGCAGGUCAUGGCGCUUGGUUCUGGUACAAGAUAAAACCGAAGCUCGAGUCCGGUGGUCACAGAGUCACGGCGCUUAACCUCGCAGCUUCGGGCACCAACAUGAAGGCGAUACAAGAUGUUCACUCACUGACUGAGUACUCUGAGCCUUUGUUAGAGUUGAUAGAAUCGCUCGGUCCGGAAGAAAAGGUGAUCCUCGUAGGACAUAGUCUCGGAGGCUUGAACUUGUCCCUUGCCAUGGAAAAGUUCCCACAUAAAAUUUCUGCUGCCGUUUUCUUGACUGCGCUUCUGCCCGACACAACUCACCAGCCCUCUUAUAUUAUAGAUCAGUUAAUGGAAAAAUUACCGGCAGACUCAUGGUUGGACACUCGCUUUGAGAAAUUUGGAAGCGCCGAGCAACCCUUGACAUCGAUAUUAUUAGGUCCCAAGUUCUUACAAGAGAGACUCUAUCAACUCAGCCCAAUCGAGGAUCUGGAACUUGCCAAGAGUUUAGUAAGGAAGAGUUCAUUAUUUCGUGAAGAAAUGGCUAAGAUGAAGAAAUUCUCGAAUGAGGGAUACGGGUCAGUUACACGAGUUUAUGUGGUUUGUGACAAAGAUUUGAUAAAAUCUGAGGAAUUUCAACGAUGGAUGAUUGCAAACAGCGGGGUUAAAAAUGUGGUGGAGAUUAAGGGUGCCGAUCAUAUGCCAAUGUUUUCGAAGCCUCAAGAACUAUCCAAUUCACUUAUGGAGAUUGCACAAAAGUUUGCUUGAAAUAUGUCAGCGAGCUACAUUUUAGGCCAGUUGUUAGGAGAAUAAAUUUGGCCAUCAUGAGUGUAAACGUCGUGUUACUCCGUGAAUUUGCUGGAAGUUUUAAACUUUGGCCUUUGUAUUUGCAGUUUGCACCAUGUUAAUCCUCGUAAUGUUUAAAUGUAUUUCAGUACUUUUUACUCCGACAGCAGGAAAUUGUUUGUAUCAAUUCUAAAACUGAACAAAAGGAAUAAGUGGUGUUGAAUCCAA
Messenger RNA from Malus domestica (apple), 1483 nucleotides. RefSeq names its product salicylic acid-binding protein 2-like. The record is from RefSeq and is a predicted model, not a curated record. Gene Ontology annotation, molecular function: methyl salicylate esterase activity; methyl indole-3-acetate esterase activity; methyl jasmonate esterase activity. Gene Ontology annotation, biological process: jasmonic acid metabolic process; salicylic acid metabolic process. NCBI's taxonomy places the organism in Eukaryota, Viridiplantae, Streptophyta, Magnoliopsida, Rosales, Rosaceae.